AUGGCUCGCUCACCAUCACCAGUCUGUUUCUCCUACACAUUGCUGGUUUUCUGGUUAGUAGUAACUGUGGCAGAAGGUCAAAGAAACACAUAUAACCCCCUAGGAGUAUCGGAGCCUAAUGCUAAUCCUACAGACUGUCAAAUCUUUACACUUACUCCUCCCCCUGCUACACGGCCUCCAGUAACAACCUCCAGGCCUGUCACUUUAGGAACCAGAUGGUGCCAUUUUCCUCAUCUCAGAAAACCCGGAAUCCCCUUUGGUUUUCCCAACCAUCCUUUCAGACAUCCAAACUACGGCCACCAUCCUCAUUUACCGCCUCACAUCCAUUGUCGUCAUCCAUUCUUACUGCCUCGGAGAGGUUACUACCCUCACAAGUACUUCCCCGGAAGAAAGUCCUCAAGCUCAUCAGAGGAAUCCUGAAGGAAAAGAGAAAUCCCUCCCCUUCUGAAGCGGAUAUGAAAGGAGCCAGAUCUCCAGUGGAGGAAGAAAGCCUGUUUUUCUCUUUAAAAGAUAU
Messenger RNA from Vombatus ursinus (common wombat), 514 nucleotides. It is a transcript of the gene ODAPH, whose product is annotated as odontogenesis associated phosphoprotein. The transcript has 2 exons. Gene Ontology annotation, biological process: positive regulation of enamel mineralization. Lineage: Eukaryota; Metazoa; Chordata; Mammalia; Diprotodontia; Vombatidae. Bases 1 to 420 code for a protein of 139 amino acids. The record is from RefSeq and is a predicted model, not a curated record.